Messenger RNA from Lolium rigidum, 1492 nucleotides. Its product is annotated as solanesyl-diphosphate synthase 1, mitochondrial-like. Bases 173 to 1138 code for a protein of 321 amino acids. Gene Ontology annotation, biological process: isoprenoid biosynthetic process; ubiquinone biosynthetic process. The transcript has 11 exons. Gene Ontology annotation, cellular component: transferase complex. NCBI's taxonomy places the organism in Eukaryota, Viridiplantae, Streptophyta, Magnoliopsida, Poales, Poaceae. The record is from RefSeq and is a predicted model, not a curated record. Gene Ontology annotation, molecular function: prenyltransferase activity.
GGAUUAGUAGGUGGUGGCUUGCAGAGGAGCUGCUUUCGUGAGCGCGCGAUGGCUACACGAUGCCACCCAAUACAAGACUCACCAAGAUGGAGGUUCGAGGGCUGAAGAACGACAGGAUCCAUUUGAGUUGGUUGCUGAUGAGCUGUCAAUUCUUGCAAAUAGACUACGGUCGAUGGUGGCUGCUGAGGUCCCUAAACUAGCAUCAGCUGCUGAAUAUUUCUUUAAAUUGGGAGCUGAGGGAAAAAGAUUCCGACCUACGGUUUUGUUGCUGAUGGCAUCAGCUCUGAAAUUCCCAAUAUCAGAAUCAGCAGAAGGUGGAGUUUUCAGUAUGUUGGCAAGUACGAUGCGCACACGGCAGCAAAACAUUGCCGAGAUAACUGAAAUGAUCCAUGUCGCAAGUCUAUUGCAUGAUGAUGUUCUGGAUGAUGCUGACACUAGGCGGGGUGUCACUUCGUUGAAUUGCAUUAUGGGCAACAAGCUUUCUGUUCUGGCUGGUGACUUCCUCCUGUCUAGGGCAUGUGUGGCACUUGCGGCUCUUGGGAAUACAGAGGUGGUAUCUCUAAUGGCAACUGCUGUGGAACAUCUAGUCACUGGUGAAACUAUGCAAAUUUCAACAAGUAGAGAGCAACGGCGAAGUAUGGAAUACUACUUACAGAAGACAUACUACAAAACAGCAUCAUUGAUAUCAAAUAGUUGCAAGGCUGUUGCUGUUCUUACUGGGCACACUGCUGAUGUUUCAUUGCUUGCAUAUGAAUAUGGUCGAAACCUGGGUCUAGCGUUCCAGUUGAUCGAUGAUGUUCUUGAUUUCACAGGCACAUCUGCUUCACUUGGAAAGGGUUCAUUAUCUGAUAUUCGUCAUGGAAUCAUUACUGCCCCAAUGCUAUAUGCGAUGGAAGAAUUCCCACAACUACAUGAUGUAAUUGACCAGGGUUUUGACAAUCCUGCAAAUGUUGAGCUUGCCCUGGACUACCUCCAGAAGAGCCGGGGCAUCGAAAGAACAAAGGAGCUUGCACAAGAACACGUUAACCUUGCAAUCAAAGCCAUAGAAGCUCUCCCAGAUAGCGAUGACGAAGAUGUUCUGAUUUCAAGGCGUGCUCUUAUUGACAUCACACAUAGAGUCAUCACAAGGACAAAAUAGCAAGACCAUUCACAUUGUGAAGAUAAGGUAGAAAUCUGCCAAAGGUGUAGUGGUCCACUUGGAAAAUUUUGCACGGUUUCGUAAUUGCAUUCUUUCCAUUGUCUGGGUUUUGUGUAACAUCGAUGAAACUUCAGGAUUGCAAAUUCCUGGGAAUCAUCCUAGUCGCAGCUGUAGAGCUUUUAGUUACUGGUGGCAACAGGAUCUGUGUAUUAGUUUGGCGUUGGAUCACCUGACAUAAGCCUGUAACCAUAUAAAUGGGAGUAUGUAACAUGAUAUACAAGAACGAAAGAAACUGCUUGUCGAGAAAGUACGAUAUUGAAUCUGUUAACCCAGUAAUAAUGGUUGUUAUCUUUA